Molecule: messenger RNA, 5069 nt
Organism: Chelmon rostratus (copperband butterflyfish)
Lineage: Eukaryota; Metazoa; Chordata; Actinopteri; Chaetodontiformes; Chaetodontidae
Gene: brd8b
Product: bromodomain containing 8b
Exons: 18
Coding region: 31-2316 (761 amino acids)
Cellular component (GO): NuA4 histone acetyltransferase complex
Molecular function (GO): protein binding
Source: RefSeq, a predicted model, not a curated record
AGUUGUGUUCACGGGCUUGUCACAAAAGAAAUGGCGAGCGGUAUUGGCAAACACAAGAUUCUGAAUGUGGGGCCGACAGAGCCCUGGUCAGUCAGGGAGAAACUGUGCCUAGCCUCCUCUGUCAUGAGGAGCGGUGACCAAAACUGGGUGUCUGUAAGUAGAGCCAUCAAGCCUUUCUCAGAGCCUGGCCGUCCACCUGACUGGUUCUCACAGAAGCACUGUGCUUCACAGUACUCUGAGCUGCUGGAGGCCACGGAAGCCCCUAAGCGUAAGCGAGGUGAGAAGGGUGAGGUGGUCGAAACCAUUGAAGAUGUGAUUGUCCGUAGGCUAACCGCCGAGAGAAUAGAGGAACUGAAAAAACUAAUCCGAGACACACAAGAACAGUACAGGAAGUUAAAGAAGGAGGUGGAUCUCAUACAGACAGGUCACAUGGACUCCCAGCUGAAGGAGCUGUGGACAGAGAUCACACUAAAGAAAAAGCAGGAUGAGGAGGAAGCAGAACAGAAGAGGAAAGCCACAGAGACAGCUUAUCAAGCACGUCAGGCGGUGAAAAACACACCUAAGCGUCUGUCCAGUGUUACUGUACGGUCUCCCCUGGGUGCUAGCCCCCCCACCAUGGACUCUCAGGCUGACUCUUCAGUUCCCACGCCACCCAUGGACACAGGAGGUGUUGCCACUGAAGACACCACCACCCACUCAGUUGCCCAGGGGGUCGGAGUGUUUCUACCAGCGACAGAUGCUCCAGGCCCAGGGCCCAAAGAUGGAGGCCUGGCCGCUCUAGUAGAUGAUUCACCACAGAAGAGGCUCCUAGCCCAGAAGGCCACACCACCGCCCUCACCUCUCCUGUCAGAACUUCUGAAAAAAGGCAACCUCAUCUCUGCCAGCCCCCGCCUGGUUGGAGAGGGAGAUUCUACUGGAAGCCUCACCAAUGGAGUACAGACAGCCACCGCAGUCACUGCCUUACCACCUGGUCAUGAGGUCAUCACAGAGGGUGAAGCAGAAGCUGCAGUGAAGGCAGAGCUCACUGAGGAGACAGGAUUAGUAGAAGAGGACCUUGUAGCUGUCUCUUACAUGGGGGAUGAGUUGGACUUGGAGACAGUAGGAGACAUCAUUGCCAUCAUAGAGGAGAAGGUCGAUGACUCUGUGGAGGCCUUGGACGCAGCAGCAGUGGAAGCAGCUCUCUCCCUGUGUGAAGAGGCCGUCUCAGAAGGACACACCCUCCCUGGCCCCUGGGAGACCCAGGAGUUGAAGGCUUCAGAUCCAGCGCCCACAGUCCAAGAAUCCGAUCCCACACAGGAGUCUCAGGAUGUCGCCACAAUGUCCGCCCUGAUCCCUGCAGGCAUAGAGACCCAAAAUCAACCAGAGAUUAAAAGAGAAGAACAGCUCAAGGGAAACUGUGAGGGACCUGAGGUGACAGGAAGCGAUGUCACCUCUUCUGUCACGUCUGAUGACGGUGCAACAGGAAGUGAGGUAACGGAGGAGGGGACGGCAGGGAAGGAGGUCACUGAAGCAACGGUCAAGAGUGAAGGAGAGGAAUGGAGCCAGCCGGAGCCCAACCCACCUUGCCUAGACUCUGAGGACAGCUCUGUGUCUGGGAAAGAGUCCAAGGAGGUGAAGGAGGAGGAGGCGGGGAGUGAGGGCGACCCAGAGGAAGGGAUGGAGCUGAAGGAGGAAUGCGGGGAGGGGGAGGGCCCCUAUCUGUCGGAGGUGGAGCGAGCCGCCAGCGAGAGUGAAGACGGUUACGGCCCGUCCUCCCAGCGCUACACAGCUGAUUCACUGGCCAGCAGCCCUGCCUCCUCUUCCCAGCUAUCUACGUGUGGUGAGGACCAGGAGGCAGUCCAGGCCCAGAAGAUCUGGAAGAAGGCCAUCAUGCUGGUGUGGAGAGCCGCAGCCAACCACAGGUAUGCCAGUGUCUUCCUGCAGCCUGUGUCAGACGACAUUGCGCCUGGUUACCACAGCAUUGUACACAGACCCAUGGACUUGUCGGCCAUUAAGAAGAACAUCGAGUCCGGUGUGAUCCGUACAACAGCCGAGUUCCAGCGCGACAUCAUGCUGAUGUUUCAGAAUGCCGUCAUGUACAACUCUUCGGACCACGACGUGUACCACAUGGCGCUAGAAAUGCAGCGUGAUGUCCUAGAGCACGUCCAGCAGUUCCUGGCCACCCAGCUCAUCAUGCAGACCUCUGAGAGUGCCAUCUCCGCCAAGAGCCUCCGUGGCAGGGAGGGAAAUCGUAAGCCAGGAGAGCCAGCUGAGAAGGAUGGAGGCACCAGGGGUCGCCGUAGUGCCAUGGAGGCCGACCUCAAAAUGAAGAAAUAGACUGAGAUAUCGGAGAGCGAGACACUUUGACAGACUAAGAGCCACUCUUGGAAUUAGAGAAGGUGGCGCUGAAUACUUACUGGUCACCUUGGUUGUUUUCUAAAGAGGACUGUGCAUUCUCUCUCUCUCUCUCUCUCUCUCUGUGUGUGUGUGUGUGUGUGUGUGUGUGUGUGUGUGUGUGUGUGUGUGUGUGUGUGUGUGUGUGUGUGUGUGUGUGUGUGUGUGUGUGUGUGUGUGUGUGUGUGUGUGUGUAUAUACACACUUGUUCAUCAGUGCUUUCGCAUAGACAAGGGUAUAUGUGAAAGGGUGUGGCUGUCAGUGUGUGUGUGUGUGUGAGAGAGAGAGCUGCAUCAGGGUUCCUCUUGUCCAGUUCAUUCGAUUGGCUAAUGUGCGGCGCCAUGGGGAUUUCACUCCUGGCCAAACAAGUCAGAGCACCUCUUUGCCCAAGUAUCAUUUCACCAGCGAAGGUAGCUGUUCAUCAUUGACCCUUGCAGGGGUGGAACAGCAGAGAGAAAGAAAACAUUGUCACCAGCAAAUGUUUGUUUGGAAUCAAUUGAAAGAGGGCACGAUGAGUCCUCCUUGCCAGAUUUGCUCAUGUUAAAUCAUGGAUGCAUUGAUACUGGUCCUGCAUGUGCAAGUCAAUCAAGAUACUGAAUCUGUAUCAGUUUGAUUACUGCUAAAAUAUUCUGAGACUGACAUAAAAGCUAUUAGAAACCAAACAACUGGAUUUUCUGCCUUUUUGAUAAAUGUAAGAAAAUAUGUCUGUCUUCAUUAAGAAAAACUAAUGAAGUCACCAAACUAGUGGCUUUUUUCAGCUUUGCUUAGUAAUGGGUGAGAAUGCCCCUCUGUGUUGUCCAUGUUUCAGCCCAUUAACUGCAAAUUGCAUUUACAUUUCUGCUGACCGUUUUCCAAAGCACAAGUUUUUUUGAUUAACUGCCUGUUUUCAAGCAGUCCCUAAGCUUCCAUUACAACCAAGAAACUGUCAAAGUCCACUUCAGAAAUCAGUGUCAUAACUAGCGUUUCUGCAGAGAUGUAAUACUUCAGUGCAAACAAUGUGAUGCCUUUUGUUCCAGUUACAACAGUUUGGUACUGCCCUCUUCCUGUCUCCCAGCAGGAGCCCUUUUCUAAUUUGGUGUUGCAUUCAGGUAUCUGAAAACUAAUGUAGUAUGUUUUCCAAGUCCAGAACAAUGUAAUGUAAUAACAAUAAGCAGUAAGGCAACAAAUAGUUCACUAUUCAUUUGAUGAAUUACCUUAAAGGUUAGGGACCUUUAAGGUAAUUCACAGCCACAGCAAUGCUGGGGGCGUGGCUGAGGCAGUGACUGUAUAGCCUUACAGAAGUCCUGACAGCUUGUUUAAGGGCACAGUGUCUGAAUAUGGGCUGUGUGCAUUUUUGAGUAGAGUGAGCAUUUUGGUACUUUCACAGUAUUUAUAUAGCACCUAGACCUGCUUCAUAAUCAAAAAAGAUAUAGAAAUCUCACUUUCUAUAAUAUGGAACCUUUAACAUCAAAUAAAAUCCAUACCUCUUUUUAAUAAUGUACAGAAACCAGAAGCUGCCUUUUGAAGGUAGAGAAUCAAAAAAUCAAUUGAAAAUCCAAAUAAUCCAUUCUUUGUAAAACAGUUGGCAGAAAUGCAAAAUACACGUGUGUCAUUUAGUUUGUUAAUGGGCUAAAACUUAGUUUGAGAUUGUAGGGGUGGGGGGUAUACUGGUUUUGUCAUGGUCACCAGUGUCACGUUCAGCCACGACAUGAAUUUUGCAAUACCGUCAUUACUGUGAUAAAUGUUUUAGCAUAUUAAAAAAAUGAUGCGCUUUACUGUGGCUGCUAACAUGCAGGUAGAGGGCUACACAUGUACUCAUAGAACUGGAGUUGCAUCCUGUAACUACUAUUUUCCUCACUAUAACGCCACUCCAGUAACGCAAAGAUGCGAAGGUAACAUUACAAGCAACGCUCGCCAGUUUCUCUGUUGCUGGCUGCAGGAACCCACACAAAAGUCUUCAUCUACUCCCACCAUCCGAGAAAGUGAAGAGCCAGUAGAUUAACUAAGCCUCAUUUGAGGUCAAUUAAAUAAGCAGAGUAUCAGGUUGGAUGUAGAAAACUGUUUUUUCCCGUUCCUUUUUGUGUCAUGCCACAGAUCUGAUGUUAGCUCCACACUUCAUACUGCAACACAAGCUCAGCUGGUUUUGUUACAGGAAAGCCUGCUAUGCUGUGUGCUGCAUUGGUAUGUAAAUGUGCUUGAUAGACAUGUCCCGUGGUACUUAUAUAAUAUACUUUAGGUUUUCUGCCAAAUAAAUGCUGGUGAGGUACCUAAUCCUACCCCUUGUCUAUCUGAGAAUGAAUCAUAUUUACUAAUUAAUCUUCAUUAUGGGGCAGGUUACUCCUUCCAAAACACAUAUAGGCCUAUACCUCAUUUUCAUUCCUCUUUGGAGCCAAUGAACACAUCCAUUUUUUUUUUCCUAAUAGUUCUGUAAUACCGUGAUAUAUUUCUGUCACUGAAAAAGAAAAACACCGUCAUAUAAAUUUUAGGUCAUAUCACCCACCCCUAGGAGAUUGUUGUUGCUGAAAUAGUACUGGUGCGUCCCUACUCGUCACUUAGGACUGUGCUAUGUAAGUAGCAUAAGAAACAUGUUUGUGUAACGUGUGUUAGAUGGGAGUACAAAGUUUUGUACCUGUGAGAUGGAUCAUGUAGAGUUUUGUGUUUGGGUAGUUAUACAUGUAUAAGUUCUGUUGUACAUUUGUUAAAUAAAAAUUAUUUGA